Hemicordylus capensis (graceful crag lizard) is the source of this 5178-nucleotide messenger RNA. It is a transcript of the gene ZBTB14, whose product is annotated as zinc finger and BTB domain containing 14. The coding region runs from base 3171 to 4517 and encodes 448 amino acids. Gene Ontology annotation, cellular component: nucleus. The transcript is spliced from 4 exons. The record is from RefSeq and is a predicted model, not a curated record. Gene Ontology annotation, molecular function: protein binding; RNA polymerase II cis-regulatory region sequence-specific DNA binding; DNA-binding transcription factor activity, RNA polymerase II-specific. Gene Ontology annotation, biological process: regulation of transcription by RNA polymerase II. Lineage: Eukaryota; Metazoa; Chordata; Lepidosauria; Squamata; Cordylidae.
CAAGAGAGAAUGCGGCAGGAGUGGGGGACAGCAGGCCCCCAAAAAGCGCACAGAUGCUCUGUGCGGGUCAGCUAGUAGAAAAGAUUGCAUAGCCAUUACCAUUCAUUUUGCAAACAGAUCUGUGAAACUCAAUGACACUUAAUAUAGUAUAGUAAAGACAUUUAUUUUGAUUAUAUUCAAGAACAAAGAAAAUUGAGAUGGCAUCUCUGAUUACCAACUGAAGUAUAAGAGCAAACACAGAGCAACUAGGGCAACAAUUUGUUCAUUCAGGGUUGCACCAAAUAAAGGACUGAGCAUAAGUCGCACUUAUUAACCAUCACCCCUAAAAUAGAUUGUUUUGCUCUUUUAGGGAGGAAAUGUGUCAGCAUGUUCUAAGGUAACCAAGCAAUGUUCCCUAUCUCAUGUUCUGAACUGGCAUGCAGUAAAAUGUCCCUUUAACUUUAACAAACAAAGUGUAAAGUCAGGAAGAAUUCCAUCCUAGCAAUCUUGCCUCCUUCUCCACUCAGAUCCCUGCUAAUUGAGCAAAGAGGCAUCUUUUAAAGUGGUGAUUCUCUUAUAUUUAGCAGCAGGAGAGCAACUGGGUCUGUUCAACCCCAACACAGCAUCCCUCUAGUGGCUGUUGCUGGUGGCUACCUUAUGUUUCUUUUUAGAUUGCAAACCCUUUGUGGACAGGUAACCAUCUCAUUUUUAAUGAUUUAUUUUUCUAUGGAAACAGCUUGGGAAAUUUCUCUUGAAAAGUAGUAUGUGUGUGUAUAAAUGAUUGAGGGCCAAGCAAGCCCUUGUAUUGCUAGCAGCCUUAAGGCAGGAAAAAGAAAGGCUUCCUGAGCUAAUUAUAUGUGAAACUACUAUAUAUCUUUAAUUUCUGUCAGGACAUUUACUAUACUAAGCAUUCAUCAGGGGCAUCUCUAGCAAGUGAUUGGGGAAGUUGCACCUAUUGAGCGUCUGCCUGAAUGCAUCCCACCCUAGCCCAAUGUCCAGUUGAAGGAACAAGGCAAAGUGUGAGUGCAUGGAAGCUAAUUUCUAAAGCCAGCAUAAUAUACCAGACUGUACAAAGUCUUUACAGCUUAUAUGGUGUGGAAGUUAAGAUGGGCACCUUAACUUGGAAUUUCCAAGCUUUUUAGAGCACAAGUGAAGGGUUUUGGAUGUCUGAAUUUCCAGGCUUUUUAAAAAGGAAAAUCUGAUUAUGCACUGUGGGGAAGAGAAGUGUAACAUGUCACUUAUCCACAGUAGCUAAGUGGAGCAUUCAUAUUCAUAGGUAGUGUACCUACAUAAGGGAAGUGCAUGAACCAAGGUUCAUGCACUUGUUCGGUGCCAAAGGGAGGGGAAUGGGAUCUUUUUAAAAGAGGAGAGCAGGUCCUUACCUGCUCUCUGCUGCCGCAUGCAGCUUCCUGCUGCACAUGCACGGGUGCCAUUCGCAUGAUCAUGGUGUUGCUGACCACACAAAUGACGCCCACGCAUGGACACCAUGUGCAUGCCGGCACUGUGCACGGGUUUUUGGAGACAGUGAUAUCAUAGCAGGAAGCUGCAUGCAGCAGCAGAGAGCAGGUAAGGACCUGCUCUCUUUUUUUUAAAAGGUCCCACUUGCUGCUCCCCUCCCCAUUUCAGACAUCAUCUGAACCGGUUUGCCACCGAACCAGUGCAUGAACCUCAGUUUGUGCACAUCUUUAAACUACAUGUUCUACAUCAGAAUCUGUGUUCUACUUCAGAGGUGUAUGCCUUCACAAGUCCCUUUAUCACCCCACUCCUUCUGCUUCAUGUAGCAAGUUCCCCCAUCACCUCGCCGCAGCUUUGUGCUUCCUCAUAAGUCCAUUCGCCCCACCUUCAGUUCCUUUGCAAAGUCUCUAAUGACCUCCAUGCAUUCCUUCACAAGCUGAUGUACCCCUCUGCCACUAACAUGGGUAUAGCGCUUGGAGGAAGUACACUUCCCAGAUGUCUUUCCUAAUGGCACUGUUAGCCACAGCCCUAUGGACCUGAGGCUGCAGAAGAGACCCUCCCAGCACUAAGAAUGGGAUGAUCUGGGCAGAGAUAGCCAUGAUAGGAACAGCCGUCCCAUGCAGCAUCAACAGGAUGCUGCAAAUUCUUUAGGAUUGUUAGACUAGGGCUGUUCAUUGGGAGUUCUCAAUGAACAGCCCUAAUAGCCUGUUUUCUAAAGCAGAGGGUGGGGUGUGUGUACCUGCACCUAGUUGAUAUCACCUAGUGUCACCUAGUUGAUAUCUCUAAACUUUCAGGCAAAUUGGGCAGAUGGUUUAGAUUUUAUCACAAAUAGAAUGCUCAGAGUUAUAAUGUGAGAAUGCUAAAACUCAUCCUAAUCUAAAUUGUAUUGGCACUAUUCUGCCAUAAGGACAGUUUAUUUGGUAAGAGUUUUGUUUCACUAUGGAAGCUCCCUCUGCAGUGGCAACUUUUCCUUUCUACUGAAAAACUGCUGAUUUUGAUCAGGACGUUUUUGCAAGUCACUGUAGUGUCUUAAGCCUCAUUUGAUAGAAGUUAUUACGCAUGCUUCUCCAAAUUAAUAAAUGAACAGGCCUCAAUAAAAGGGCAUAGAAUGUAUCUUCAAACUUGCAGAAUACUACCCCCACGUUAGCUUUUAAAUGUUCUUAAGAUUUUGUUAAAUAACCCAUAGUUAUUACAGAAUAUUUUAAUUCUGUAUUGGAAACAGUUGCCAACUCAGCCCAACAGAGCAAUCAGGAUCCGAAUUACAAAAUUUUCAGUUUUAUCCUGAUUAAGGUUAUUCUAAAACUUGCCUACCAAAUAAUAUGAUAAUCACACAGGUCUCGAAGCACAAGGUAGCACUUCCUCAUGUUGAACACCAAAAUUUCUGUAACUCCUUCAACUAAAAUGAACUCAGAAUUUUCUUCAAAAAUACAAAACUAAAUGAAAUUAGUGGAUGCAGUAACAGUGGCAGUGUGAUCCCACCUCAUGACUGCUACAACAAUGAAUGAGGACACCACAAGAAGCAGGACAAGCUUCCAAAUUCUUGGAAAUCCAGUUCUUUCUCCUUUUUCUCCUUCUUCCCCUCAAGACACACAGAUCUUAAGUAAGCCAUGGAAAGGUGGAGAAAGGGCUGCUCAAGUUCUCAGGGCAAAGUUGGCCUCUCAGGAGGGUGCUCAGGAUAAGUGUUAAACUGCUAUCAAAAAUUUGUUCAGUUAUUAAGAAAAGAACCGUCAUUGUUCAUGGAGUUUUUCAUCAGUAUGUCUGAAACCAUUAAGUAUAAUGACGACGAUCACAAAACUGUGUUUCUGAAAACGUUAAAUGAACAACGAUUGGAAGGAGAAUUUUGUGACAUAGCUAUUGUUGUUGAAGACGUGAAAUUCAGGGCCCAUAGGUGUGUGCUUGCUGCUUGUAGUACCUACUUUAAAAAGCUUUUCAAAAAACUGGAAGUUGACAGUUCAUCAGUCAUUGAGAUAGAUUUCCUUCGAUCUGAUAUAUUUGAGGAAGUGCUAAAUUAUAUGUACACAGCCAAGAUUUCAGUUAAGAAAGAAGACGUAAAUUUAAUGAUGUCAUCUGGUCAGAUUCUUGGUAUUAGAUUUUUGGAUAAACUCUGUUCUCAGAAACGUGACGUAUCUAGUCCAGAAGAUAACUCGCAAUCAAAAAACAAGUAUUGUCUUAAAAUAAAUAGAUCAAUUGGUGAGUCUAAUGAUAACCAGGAUGAUGAGGUGGAGGAAAUUGGAGAUCAUGAUGACAGCCCGUCGGAUAUGACAAUGGAAGGAACUCCUCCAAGUCAGGAAGACGGCAAAUCACCAACUGCUACUUUAAGAGUUCAGGAAGCAAUUCUGAAAGAGCUGGGGAGUGAAGAGGUUCGAAAGGUAAACUGCUAUGGUCAGGAAGUAGAAUCCAUGGAAACUGCUGAAACAAAAGAGUUAGGAUCCCAGACUCCUCAAGCACUUGCAUUUAAUGAUGGCAUAAGUGAAGUCAAGGAUGAACAGACACCAGCAUGGACAACAGCAGCUGGUGAUAUGAAGUUUGAGUAUUUACUUUAUGGCCACAGGGAGCAGAUUGCAUGUCAGGCCUGUGGUAAAACCUUUUCUGACGAGGCACGUUUGAGAAAACACGAAAAGCUCCAUACUGCUGAUAGACCUUUUGUUUGUGAAAUGUGCACUAAAGGCUUUACUACUCAAGCCCACUUGAAAGAGCACCUCAAGAUCCACACGGGUUACAAGCCCUAUAGUUGUGAAGUAUGUGGGAAGUCUUUUAUUCGUGCUCCAGAUCUAAAGAAGCAUGAGAGAGUUCACAGUAAUGAAAGGCCAUUUGCAUGCCACAUGUGUGACAAAGCAUUCAAGCACAAGUCUCACCUGAAAGACCACGAAAGAAGACACAGAGGCGAAAAGCCUUUUGUCUGCAGCUCUUGUACUAAAGCAUUUGCCAAAGCAUCUGAUUUAAAAAGACAUGAGAACAAUAUGCACAGUGAAAGGAAACAGGUAACCACGACGAGUGCACUCCAAAGUGAAACGGAACAGUUGCAGGCAGCAGCCAUGGCUGCUGAGGCAGAACAACAACUUGAAACCAUAGCUUGUAGUUAAAGGCAAAAGUACCAGUCUAUUGAAAAGUGUUUGGUCUCAUAAACUCACCACUGACAAAAACAUUUUUAAAGGGAUUUAGGUAGUAUGAAAAGUAGUUUACAAUUUGCAGCAAAGAUCACUCUGUCCAUGACACUAAACAUGGGGUAAGGCCUUCAGGUGAAAAUUCAACCUGAUACAAAUAAGAAAUAGAUUUUACCCAGUAUUUACUCCUCUAUUAAAACUAUGGGUUUAAAUGCAUGCCUAGUCUUAUCGGAGUAAACUCUAUGCAUGUUAAAUGGAAGGCCUUACAUUCCAGUGUACAGUGAAAUUAAGCCAAAGCAUGAGCCUACCCCAUCGAUCUCAGUUCUUCUGGCAUCUCAAUCCUAAGCAUAUUUGCUGUGAUCCAAGGAAUCCCCACAUUCCCUUAGGUUGUCAAUUAACGAAGAGAGAAAUGACAAGACGGGAUACUGAGACAAGAGUGGGGGGAGUAUUUAAACCCAAAUGCCAAUUAGGGAUUCAUUGGAUUGCAGUCAUUAUGUGGAAAUAAGCCUCAUGAGUUUCAGUAGGAAUUAGUUCCAUGUAAGUAUGACAAGAUCAUCUUAACUCCAAGCCCUUUGGUUUCAUUGUCCCACAGAUUGUGCUGUUAGUAUUUAACACCUUAAAUAAAUUAUGUUUGCUAUAA